Alternaria arborescens is the source of this 1545-nucleotide messenger RNA. RefSeq lists its product as hypothetical. Lineage: Eukaryota; Fungi; Ascomycota; Dothideomycetes; Pleosporales; Pleosporaceae. The record is from RefSeq and is a predicted model, not a curated record. The transcript is spliced from 3 exons. Bases 1 to 1545 code for a protein of 514 amino acids.
AUGGGCCGAUUUUAUAAUCCGUUCAGUCCUCGCCGAUCCACAGUCGCAGUUGCAGAGACCAUACCUGGACCUACCGCAGAGGAGCCACCGCCAGACGACCACACAACGGCGACACGAAGCCAUCACGCACCUCACCCCUCAGUCGGUACGAUUCCAGACAGGCUUGAUGACAUACGAGACUAUGUGCGUGGUGUCAGCACCUAUAUCCAUUGGUUUCAAAGCCUCACUGAACACGAACGAUCAAAUGUCGCGCGAGUUACGGAGGUCAAGCGCGAGUUGAAGCUUGCACACCGAAAUCUAGAGAAGCUUGAUGCUGACAUGUACUGCGAACUUGGGGACGAGACCGAGGCGCUGGUUAAAGAUGCCAUGAGACAUGCUUGGCGGUCGUACAGAAGCGUGGUGAAGCUCGAAGAAAAGUUGAGAGGUUCAAACGACGGCAGUGAUUCCGGUGUGAAGUUGCGUAGGAUAUCGGGACCGCAGAAUGAACGGAACACAUCGACGGAUCAUGGAAAAGUCGAAGCAUACACCCGCAGCGAUACGACGGAGGUAAAGCAAGCGCUCUACGAGGCCCUUGAUGUGCGACAGCAACCUGCCGAAGGCAACCGCGAUGAAAAUCCAUACCUUAUGUCUGGUGCUCUUCCGGUCGAGGAUAGGUCUCCGCAGAUCGAAGUUCAGAGAGCAGGGCGAGCUCAUGCUUUUGAAGCGCUGAGGCAGUUACCGCAUCUCCUUGCCCACGGAGCGCCGUCACAAUGCUCAGAAAGCCUCCACCUACCUGCAACGAAUCCCCAAAAGAUCCCACAGCCCAGAGACGAAGUCAAGGUUCGAGUUCAAGAGGAAGAGGCCAACACGGACUCUGUCCUGCGCAACCCAUACAAAGUGCGACGAGGCAGCUGCAACGGCUUCAUGAUUACAGAGAUGACGAUGCAUGCGAUCGAGGAUACUCGCUUCGUUUUGCCUUACCUGCACUACAUGAAGGUCCAUGAGCUGCGAGCCAUCAAGGAAUGGCUGGGUAAUGCGGGGUUCAUUGUGAGCUCUGGUUCAAUGAGUCGCACGGAAAAGGCCCUACUCUGCAUACAGCUCCUACAGACUGGCUGUCGAUACGAAACGUUGGCCGUGAUCCACUCGCGUUCACCACACGAGGUCAUGGAGUCGUGCAACGAAGUCAUGCGAGCUUUGUUGAAAUGGCAUCGUAUGACAGUUGAUGAUGAUGACAUAGGGAACCAGGCCAAGUAUAUUGUUCUCUGGGGCAUCUGGCAUAAGUACACCGUCUCGGAUGGAAAGGCAGGAGAAUACUUUGGGUUCGACUGGACGUGUCUUGCCAAAGUUCUGGUGUCACUCAACGUGUACAUGGGCCGCUGGCGUAUGCAGGGCAAGUUUGCCAUGGACGGUCCGGCGUUCGCAUGGGGCAAGUUCUUCGUGCCGAACGACAGCAGGUGCGUCGUAGAUACGAGAGACGGGGACCAAGGAGGGCGUAAUGACGCCGAGACGAGUUCCUUUUACGCUGUGGCUCGGCGGGGUAGGCUGAGAGAAAGCACAGACGGGUGA